AUUGUCUACGUCUUCCCUGCUUGUGUGACAGGAACUACUCGCCCGUUUUAGGGUUAGGGGCCGCCGCCGGCGGCCGGACGAACCACCGGAGCUGCGCCUGCGGCGGCGCUGCCGCCUUCGCUUCCCCUCCCCCAUGCCCCCCACCCUGCAGAUUGGAGUUCCCUCCCUCGUCACCGCGUUCCAGUCGCCUCCGCAGCCACCGGUUUCGAGUACCCUAUCAAAGUAGACCAUGUCUUCAAGGGCAAGAGGAGGUGUGCGCCGUGGCGGGGGCCGGGGCCGCGGCCGUGGGAGAGCUGAUGUGGCAGAAAAUUACAUGGAUUACCAUGAGACACCUGUACCUUCUUCUCCAAGUACCAUUUCUGAUAGAGAGGACAAUGGCGAGUUCACUCCGGAACAAGCCCCUGCUUGCUGUGUAGGACCUGUGGAACCUGCAUCUAGCACGCUACUCAAUCCUAAGAUUAACCACCGUUCUGAUGCAAUUUUUGGUGAUCAGGCCGUGGAUCAGUUGAAGCUGCGUCACCACAAACCAUUAAAAUUUCAUGAGAGAUAUCGUCCUUAUCUCAGGGAUGCAGGACUUCUGGGGCUCUCGCAAAUUUGCCAGAAAAUGCCUCAGUUGGAUAAAGCCUUGAUUACUGCUCUUGUUGAGCGUUGGAGGCCAGAAACCCACAGCUUCCACUUGGCUUCUGGGGAGAUGACAGUUACACUUCAAGAUGUUGCAAUGUUGUUUGCUCUUCCUAUUGAUGGCCGCCCGGUUUGUUGUACUACGGAUCAUGAUUAUGGGCAGAUGGUCGUUGAUUGUCUAGGUCACGAUCCUAGAGGUCUAUCAAUGCCUGGGAAGUCCUUUUUGCAUUACAAAUGGCUGAAGAAGCACUUCUAUGAGUUACCAGAAGGGGCUGAUGAUCAGACAGUACAGAGGCAUGUUCGAGCAUAUAUCCUGAGCCUCUUAUGUGGGGUGCUCUUUCCAGACGGGACAGGAAGGAUGAGUCUGAUAUAUCUUCCACUGAUUGCUGAUCUUUCUCUUGUUGGAACAUACAGCUGGGGCUCCGCAGCCCUCGCCUUCCUAUACCGAGCCCUUUGCUCUGUUGCCUCCUCCCACAAUAUCAAGAACAUAGGUGGUUCUUUGCUUCUCUUGCAGCUUUGGAGUUGGGAGCACUCCCAUGUUGGCAGACCAUUGGCUCGGUCUUCCCUAUGCAUGGAGACAGACAUCCCACAAGACUUGCCCCCAAUUGGCUUUCGUUGGGUUGGUGCUCGCGCACAAAGUCAGAAUGCUACUCGCUGUCUUAAGCAGUACAGAGAUGAGCUAAACCUACAGCGAGCAGAUCAGUUGAAAUGGGAGCCGUACAUGCUCAUCGAGUCGUUGAGCUUACCACCACUCUGCACAAAAGAUGCUGACCUUUGGAUUACUCAAGCACCGUUAAUAAAUUUUCCUAUAGUUGAGAUGUAUCUGCCUGAGCGAGUGAUGCGGCAAUUCGGACUCCGCCAAUGCAUUCCACCACCUUUUCGGCCCACACUGCAGACAUUACAUCGUAUUAGUCGACGUGGUAGAGAGCGUGAGAAUUGGGAAGAGACGCAUCAUGAGUAUAUUCAGGAAUGGGAAGCACGGCGGCAUCGCAUAUUUCGGGAGGCUGAGCAAUAUGAUUUGUCAUCUUACGACGAGUAUCUGCAGUGGUACUCUGGAGCUACACGGAGGUAUCUUGUGCCAUCAACCAGUGAUGAUGCUGAAGCAGGACUUUUAUGUCCACCUGAUGAUUCCUCUGAUCUUCAAUACAAGGCCAAGUCUCCUAUGAUCCGCAAAGCGGUUGAUAAGCUGCAUGGUAUGAUGAAGAAGGCCAAGACAGCCAUGUCAUCCACAGCUGAUACAGCCACACAAGCCUUAGUUUUUGAAUUUUUGCAUGGUUUUGAAGAUGUGCUCCAUGAUCUUGGUGAGAUGAAGGAAAAGAGUGGCCCAGAGGCUUCACCUUUUGGUUCAGCUACUGGUUCACAUGUUGACUCAGCUGCCACCCACAAUGAGCCUCAACUUUUGCUUGAAGUUGAACAGAACAUUCUAAGUGACAAUCAAGAAGUUCAAUACCAGGAAGAUGAGGACCUUCAUACAGUGGAGCAUGCUAGAUUGACCCUAGAACCUAUGGAUGAGGAAAACCAGUGUUCCAACAAUUUAUUACUUGGUGUGGAUGAAAAUUACGGUUCAGCUUCAUUAGCCACUGAGAACUGUGAGACAGCAGAUUUUGUCAUUCCACAGCACAAUGAGUAUGUUGAUGAAGCCGGACAUCCUGCCGAAAUGGAUCAUAGUUUACUUCUGAUGGAAUCUAUGCCUCUGCGUGAGGAAAAUAACGGUGUUGACUCUGCGCCCUCUCCUGGACCUUCACCAGCGCUGGCAGCAACAUACGACUCAGCAAUGGAAAAUAUCAACUCAAGCACGCAAGGUGCCGAGCCAUCUUGUCCACAACAGAGUGUCGAUGUCGAACUGGAAGCUGCAGUGAAACAUACAGAUGGCGGAGAAGGAUGACAGUUAUAAUGGUGCUUCUUCCUCCAACCCUUAGUUCAAGCCGAGCUAUUGAUUGAGUUUAGUGUCACGUAUGUAGUGAUUUGAAUGUAGAUGACAUUUUUUUGGAGAUUAAGUGUGAUUACUAUUUCUGGUGUUAUUGGGUCUGUAGGUUUUAUUUGUGAUGUAGUCAUGUAGCAGCUUGCAUAUCUUGCUAACAAAUAUCCCAGGCUGAUCUGCUAGUGUAUAGAGGAAAAAUUGAAGGUCCUUGCACGUCUGAGUAACAGCUUUGUAGUGA
This is a messenger RNA of Lolium perenne, 2780 nucleotides long. RefSeq names its product serine/threonine-protein phosphatase 7 long form homolog. Gene Ontology annotation, biological process: meristem development; meristem maintenance. The record is from RefSeq and is a predicted model, not a curated record. Lineage: Eukaryota; Viridiplantae; Streptophyta; Magnoliopsida; Poales; Poaceae.